AAAACUUUUAGAAUUGUUAUUGCACUAUAACCUACGUCUAUUUUAAAGACUUUAUUAUUUUAUAUAUUAGUUUAUUAUAAAGUUUGCGGUUAUAUAAAAAUACACACUGUACCUACCUGUGUACUACUAAUAGCCCCCGUUCAGGUCUAACAACGGAACUUUCCACUGAGCACGCCCCGCAUGCUCUUUGCCAUUUUUAUUUUUAUUUUAUUUACUAAAGAGCUAAUGAUAAAAUACAAUACAACUUAUCUACCAGCGGUGGCAGCAUGGUUCCAUUUUUAUCACUUGUUACUAUGCCUGUCACUUUCGCGCUUACAUACUUGUUAGAACGUGACAGGCAUGAUGACAAAUGAUGAAGAGCCGACCAUCAUAGCCCUACAGUGGGGCUCUUUUCUGUCCAGUGAUAAGUAGAUAUUUCGUCGUUAUCUAAUGAUUAGAGGAUAUUAAUCUUUAUUAGUGUAAAUAAAUUGCAAUGUUACUAUCUAAAUAAUCAUUCUAACACUUUGACUAACAGUUGUGUCUCACAACUACGUUUCAUCAGUUUUUCUUUGUUCCCGUUACAUCAAACAGAUUUUGAAAACUGGAAAAAUAAAUAUAAUGGAGAAUAAAGUGAAAAUUGAAGAGCUGGAUUCAGCAACUAAGUCUUUCGAAGGUUACCGUUUUCGAGGCCCUUCCGGCAGUACCGGUUACCUUAUGCCUAAACCUUACAAAGAGCUUGCGGACAACAUCUUGAACAUGACUGUGCGACCUGACGACGUGUGGGUGACUGGGUAUCCUCGGUCUGGAACCACGCUCACACAAGAGUUGGUCUGGCAAGUGGCGAAUGAAUGUGAUUUCGUGACAGCUUCCAAAAUUCCUUUGAUGGCACGUUACAUGUUUCUCGAAGGAAAAAUGUCAGUUAAUUUACUCAAAUCAAAGCUGAAAGGCGAAGUGUCUGAACCUAUUUAUACUCAGGAAGCUAUAGACGCAGCGCCUUCGCCUCGGUUUAUAAAAACUCAUAUGCCCUUCUCGCUUUUGCCCUCGAAUCUACUGGACACCACUAAAGUAGUGUACAUAGCCCGAGACCCGAGGGAUGUAGCAGUAUCUCUUUAUCAGUUCAUAAAAAAGUUGAUGCAGUAUUUUGAAGAGUUCAAAAGUUUUUGGAAUCUUUUCUACAAUGAAAUGGUUAUAUAUUCCCCAAUUUUGGCGCAUAUAAGAGAAGCGUGGGACCUCCGUCAUCAUCCAAAUAUGAUGUUCAUAUUCCACGAAGAUAUGUUAAAGGAUGUACCCUUAUCUAUCAAAAGAAUGGCAGAUUUCCUUGACAAGAAGUUAACGGAUGAACAAAUCGUUAAGCUUAGUGAACACUUGAGUAUUAAGAACUUCAGGAAAAACGAGUCUGUGAACCCGACAUGGAUAAAUAAGGGCGGUGACCCCAAUGCUGAGGGCUUUGUUAGGAAAGGUGAAUCGGGCGCAUGGCGCGAGCAUUUCGACGAGGAGAUGACGGCGCAGGCGGAGCGCUGGAUGCGCGAUAACCUCGCCGGCUCCGACCUUCAUUUUCCCGACUAUGCCUCCUAGUAGAUCGCACAGGUCUACAAUGUGAAAGACGCCUGUCAAAUAUCGAAAGUGUAAUCAAAAUCUGAAUGAUAUCAAGUGUUAUUGGAAGUAUUACAUUCAGAAAUAAUAUAUGAUUGCUUAAUUUA
This is a messenger RNA of Cydia pomonella (codling moth), 1679 nucleotides long. Its product is annotated as luciferin sulfotransferase-like. Gene Ontology annotation, molecular function: sulfotransferase activity. Gene Ontology annotation, biological process: sulfation. Gene Ontology annotation, cellular component: cytoplasm. The transcript is spliced from 8 exons. NCBI's taxonomy places the organism in Eukaryota, Metazoa, Arthropoda, Insecta, Lepidoptera, Tortricidae. The coding region runs from base 598 to 1554 and encodes 318 amino acids. The record is from RefSeq and is a predicted model, not a curated record.